CACGCGCACACGGGGGCAUCCAAAUCCCUGGAGUCAGAUCAUCAUUCAUCAGGCGUCACGUCAUCCCCGGGUUGCCAGACGUCGGCGCGUCCACACAGUCCUCCUCUUCCUCCUCCUCUUCCUCCUCCUCAUCAUCUUCUUCAUCAUCCAGACGUCGGCGCUCCUCGAGCCGAAGAAGAAGCCGAGCAGGAGCGUGUCCGCAGCGGGCAGCGAGCACACCUUCGUCGGUGUCACCUGCAGCGUCUUUUUGUCACUCUUUUGUCGUGGAAAAAAAAAGCAACAAGAUUCUGCGUCGUUUUGGUGUCACUCAGCAGUCAGCAGCCCCGCGGGGAGCAUGGACACUGUCCGCGUCCACGCAGUCUUCUCCCGGCUUCUUCUCCUUGGCGUUGUGGUUGUACCAGUGGAACCUUUGGUCCGCGGCUUCAAGAAACUCCCAGAAGAUGUGGACUGGUCGUACGCAGGUGCCCUCAACCAGCGCAACUGGGGUAAGAAGUACCCGUCCUGUAACAGUGCCAAGCAGUCCCCCGUGGACAUUGACGAGACCUUCUCUCAGGUGCGGCUGCAGUACCAGAACCUACAGCUGGAGGGCUGGGACAGACUCACGGCACAGUCCACCACCAUCCACAAUAACGGGAAAACAGUGGCCAUCACUGUGGGCGGAAACUUCUUUAUCAGCGGAGGAGGGCUGAGCUCCAGGUUCCGUGUGGAUACCAUCACCUUCCACUGGGGGCGCUGCAACACCACCCUGGAAGGGUCCGAGCACAGCUUGAACGGGAUGAAAUAUCCACUUGAGAUGCAAAUCUACGGCUACGAUCCCGAGGACGUCCAAAGUGUGGACGAAGCCACCAGGGAGUCGGGGAGGAUCGCUGCGUUAGCGGUGUUGUUCCAGAUCAGCUUGGAUGACAAUGACAACCUCAACCCGCUCGUAGAUGCCGUCAACACCGUGAGUCGAUUUGGUAAGAGUGGCUCAGUGGAGGCCUUCAGCUUGCAGUCGUUGCUGCCCAACAACACGGACAAGUACUACAUCUACAACGGCUCGCUGACGUCUCCACCCUGCUGGGAGACGGUGGAGUGGCUGGUCUUCAAGCAACCUGUGGACAUCUCCCAAAGUCAGUUGGAGGUGUUCUGCGAGGUGAUGACCAUGGAGCAGGCGGGGUACGUGAUGCUGACGGACUACCUGCAGAACAACUUCAGGGAGCAGCAGCAGUUCAUGGGGCAGGUGUUUGCCUCCUUCACGGGAGUGGAGGACGUGCCCACGCCCACCUGCAGCUCGCCGCCGGAAAAUGUCCAAGCCGACGCCCAGAACGAGACCACCAUCGUGGUGACGUGGGAGCGGCCCCGCUUCGUCUACGACACCACCAUCGACUGGUACACCGUCACCUACGAGAGGCUGCAGGGCCCGGACCAGAGGAAGCAGGAGUACAGAACCGACGGGGACCAGGACGUGGGAGCCAUCAUCCCCGGCCUGCUGUCCAACAGCAGCUACGUGGUUCAGGUCAUCGCUGUUUGCACCAACGGCCUGAGAGGAAGAUGGAGCGACCAGAUCAUCGUGGACAUGCCGCUAGAGGAGCCUGAUGCCGAUUCAUUCCCUGAUGUUUCCAAAGGCAGCAAAGAGGUGUCACCCAACGUCAGAUGGCAGAAGCCGGAGACUCCCAACCCUGUGGGUCUGAGCCCGGAUCACAGUCCAGUGGAGGAGGUCCCGGCAGAGCAGACCAGAGUUUACCAGAACCAACCCACCCACGACCCUCGGCCCCAAAGCACCCGGGAGCCCUCGGCCCCCGUGGCCACGCCAUCCACACCUGAGUGGUGGGUCCAGAACGGCCUGGGUGUCAGAAGGAAAGGGAGCGGGAGCAAGAACCAGAGCAGGACACAAAGGAUAUUUCCUCACGGAGGUGUGGAUGGGAACGGUGCCAUCUGGGUGAGCGGUAUGACGGAGCAGCCGGGCUUCCUGUUUCCUGUCUCGCAGCCCCACACGCUGCCCUCAGGGCGCCGUCACAUCACGGAGGAGGCAUCUCUCACACUUCAGUCUGGAGAGAUCCUCCCAGCACGUCCCACUCAGGGGGAAAGUGACCUCCCCUCCUCGCCACUGUCAGACCUCCACUCCUCCGCCCAGGACCAGGUCACAGACGUCUUCUAUGAAGACUCUUCUCCACAGAGCACCACCUUGACUCCUCCACAGAGCACCACCUGGUCUCCUCCACAGAGCACCACCUGGUCCUCUGACGCUGCACCAGGCGGUGUGGUGGCCGAGGGGACAAAUGAGUCGUCUGUAAACAAACCUCCAGAAAGCAGCACCUCAGCCUCCACCUCCCUCUGGAUCACAGCCAGGGCGGCGAGCGCCAGCAACACCCUGGCCGACACGGUCUACAAGUCCUUCACCUCGUCCUCGCUGCUGCGAGUGCUGGCGCAGACCACCCAGCCCAUGUUCAAUGAGGGGAGGAACAGCAGCCACGAGUCUCACGUGGGCCUGGUGGCCAGCGUGGAGAGGGAGAGGAGGACCAUCAUUCCUCUGGCUGUGGUCUCCACCCUCACUAUUCUCUGUCUGCUGGUGCUGGUGGGAAUACUCGUCUACUGGAGGAAGUGUUCCCAGACAGCCAACUUCUACGUGGACGAGGGUGUGUCCCCUAAGGUGGUGUCAGCUCCAUCCACACCACUGCUGCUGGCCACAGACGGUCACGAGGCGCUGACGGUGAAGCAGUUUGUGAAGAGCGCCAUGGAGCUGCACGCCACCAACACCUUCUCCAAGGAGUUUGAGAUUGUCAAAGAAUCCUACCAGGAGGUGCAGGCGUGCACGGUGGACAUGGACAUCAGCGCUGACAGCUCCAGUCAAGCAGAGAACAAAGCCAAGAACCGAUACAUCAACAUCCUGGCCUACGACCACAGUCGCGUGAAGCUCUCCAACAGUUUGGACCGAGAUGGGACCUGCGGGGACUACAUCAACGCCAACUUUGUUGACGGCUACGAGCGCACCAGGGCCUACAUCGCGGCGCAGGGUCCGCUCCGAGCGGGCAGGGAGGACUUCUGGAGGAUGAUCUGGCAGCAGAACGUGGGCGUGGUGGUCAUGAUCACCAACCUGAAGGAGAAGGGGCGGACCAAGUGUGAGCGCUACUGGCCUGAGGAGGGUCAGGAGGACUAUGGACCGUACCAGGUGACUCUGAGGAGCACCAGGACCCUGGCUUACUACACUGUGCGGACCUUCCUGGUCAGGGAGAGCGCCAAUAAGCAGGCGUGUGGGAGGAGCUUGGAGCACACAGUCCAGCAGUACCACUACACCCAGUGGCCCGACAUGGGCGUCCCAGAGUACACUCUGCCGGUCCUGGCCUUCAUCCGGAUGUCGUCUCGGGCUCGAACGCAAGAGAUGGGACCUGUCCUGGUGCACUGCAGUGCCGGGGUGGGCCGCACAGGAACCUACAUCGUGAUAGACAGCAUGCUGCAGCAGAUCCAGGACCAGGGGACCGUCAAUGUCCUCGGCUUCCUGAAACAUGUGCGGACACAGAGGAACUUCCUGGUUCAGACUGAGGAGCAGUACGUGUUCAUCCACGACGUCUUGGUGGAGGCCAUCUUGAGUCGCAACACCUGCGUGGCCGCCGACCUCCUCCACGCCUACGUGGCCGACCUCCUGACGCCCGGCGUGUCGGGCAGGACGCGCAUGGACAAGCAGUUCAAGCUGAUCAGCCAACGCCAGGCCAAGCACGCCGACUACAGCACGGCCCUGCGAGACGGCAACGCCAUGAGGAACCGAGCCAGAGCGCUGAUGCCAGUGGAGAGAUCCCGAGUGUGUCUCGCGGCCACGGAAACCAACUCCUCAGGCUACAUCAACGCCUCCUACGUGCUGGGCCAGCGCCACAGUAAGGAGUUCAUCGUGGGUCAGACGCCGCUCAGCGGCACCGUGGAGGACUUUUGGCGAAUGGUCUGGGAACACAACACGCACACGGUGGUCCACCUGCCCGACUCCCAUCAGCAGACGAGCGAGGACGGCGAGCCGUGUCUGUACUGGCCUUCCAAAGACCAGAUCAUGAGCUUUGAGGGAUUCACGGUGGUGUAUUCUGGGGAGAGGAUGGUGUGUCUGUCCAAUGACGACAAAGUUCUGCUGCAGGACUUCACCUUAGAAUCCACGCAGAACAAUCUGAGCCUGGAGGUCCAACUUUACAUCGCGUCCUGCUGGCCCGACCCUGAUGGUCCCAUUCGGAACUGUUUCCAGCUCAUCAACACGGUCAUGGAGCGCCGCCAUCGAGCAUGCGGCCCGACAGUGGUGCACGACCCUCUGGGAGGCGUCACGUCCGGACUCUUCUGCGCCCUCACCACCUUGUCCAAUCAGCUGCAGGAGGAGGGGCGAGUGGACGUCUACCAGGUGGCCCGCAUGACCAACCUCAUGAGACCGGGGGUCUUCAACGAUAUCGAGCAGUACCAGUACCUGUACCGCGCCGUGCUCAGUCUGGUCAGCUGCCAGGAGGACCAGCGGGCCCUCCAGAGUCCGGAGACCAACGGCUCGGUACUGCUGGGGAAGACCAACGUCGCCGAAAGCCUCGAGUCGCUUAUGUAGAGGCCACACACACACACACACACACACACACACACACACACACACACACACACACACACACACACACACACACACACACACACACACACACACACACACACACACACACACGCACACACGCACAGCCAAGAGUUGUGAGUACUUGUAUUUGCACUUUAAAGCAGGGAUAUUCAACUAAAUUGUGUUGUUAAAUGUGUCAUUAACUCACUAAA
Messenger RNA from Entelurus aequoreus (snake pipefish), 4755 nucleotides. RefSeq names its product protein tyrosine phosphatase receptor type Z1b (gene ptprz1b). The transcript is spliced from 32 exons. NCBI's taxonomy places the organism in Eukaryota, Metazoa, Chordata, Actinopteri, Syngnathiformes, Syngnathidae. The coding region runs from base 335 to 4543 and encodes 1402 amino acids. The record is from RefSeq and is a predicted model, not a curated record. Gene Ontology annotation, biological process: peptidyl-tyrosine dephosphorylation. Gene Ontology annotation, molecular function: protein binding; protein tyrosine phosphatase activity.